UUUCACCAACAAAAACACCGCCCGUGACAGUUUUCAUUUCCGUUUGUGUUUCAGUUGCUUUGUCGUAGUAGAAACUGCUUACAACUUGUGAAAAUGUAGCUAAAUAAGAGUCUCAAAUGAAUGCAGAACUAAAACGAUACAGGGUUUUCAUCUCCCCAUCGACAUUUUAGAGUGAUGUUUUAAUCAUUUUUUUCCCGGGUCAGUUUUCCUCUUUUUCCUUUUGUUUGCUACUGAAAAAACGUUCCGCUUUAGCAUGUUGUUCCGAGGAUGGAGUGCACAGCAAGGGAGACGUUUCUCUCAACUGUUUUCAUGCUGAAGUAACGUUAGUCUUAUUUAUAGCUAUCUUUGUUUUGUAAACCACUAGCUAACUAAUGUAAACAGCUUAAUAAUCUUGUGUCAACAAAUGAAAAGCUUGCUGACAGCAAAUAACGCUGUUUGACGUUUCCGUUGGAGCCGAGUUCAACGCACGCUGGUUACAUCAUACUGGUGUCAACAUGUCAGAGUCUGCUGACAGUCGUCCCAAAACAUUAAAUUUCAACGUCGGGGUGCUCGGACAUGUCGACAGUGGGAAGACAUCGCUUGCCAGGGCGCUUAGCAGCACCGCCUCCACGGCUGCUUUCGACAAGAACCCGCAAUCCCGUGAGAGGGGCAUCACGCUGGACCUCGGCUUCUCCUCCUUCACGGUGGAGCUUCCUGAUCACCUGCGGGACAGCGGAGGCCAGCAGCAAUAUGACAGCCUGCAGUUCACCCUGGUGGAUUGUCCGGGACACGCCUCUCUUAUUCGGACUAUCAUUGGGGGUGCCCAAAUCAUUGACCUGAUGAUGCUGGUGGUGGAUGUGGUGAAAGGGGUGCAGACUCAGACCGCAGAGUGUCUGCUGAUAGGAGAGCUUACUUGCCCUCGUAUGGUGGUCGUCCUGAACAAAGUUGACCUACUGCCACCUAACAAGAGACAGAGUGCCAUUGAGAAAAUGACCAAGAGACUGCACAAAACUCUGGAGAGCACCAGAUUUAAGGAAUGUCCAGUGAUUGCUGUUGCAGCGAAGCCUGGGGGCCCAGAGGCUCCUGACACAGAGGAGCCACAUGGUGUGCCAGAGUUAAUAGAGCUUUUGAAGAAACAGACGUACCUCCCUAAGAGAGACCCCAGAGGUGACCUCUUGAUGGCUGUAGACCAUUGCUUCUCCAUCCGUGGUCAGGGAACAGUCAUGACUGGAACCAUGCUGCAGGGGUCGCUGGCUAUCAAUGACACUGUGGAAAUCCCAGCACUACAGGUGACCAAGAAGAUAAAGUCGGUGCAGAUGUUUAGAAAGCCAGUAUCGGGGGCCAUGCAGGGGGAUCGUGUGGGUGUGUGUGUGACACAGUUUGACCCUAAACUGUUAGAGCGGGGUGUGGUUUGCACCCCAGGGUCCCUGCGCAACUUCUAUGCAGCUGUCAUCUCUGUGAGGAAGAUAGGCUACUUCAAGGGCUCUCUUGCUACCCGUGCCAAGUUCCACAUCACCAUGGGUCAUGAGACCGUCAUGGCAAGGGUUGCCUUCUUUGGCCUGCCGCCUGUGGGUGCGUCGGAGCCCCCCUCAGACACUACACCACUUCCAUCACAGCCCUGCUCACUGGAUACACCCUUCACCUUCGAGAGGGAGUACUUCUACCAGGAUGAAUAUGUCACCGAUCAGAGAGCGGCAAGUCCAGGACCUGACCCAGAGCAAUGGGCCUUGUUGGAGUUUGAGCGGCCAGUCACAUGCCCCUCACUCUGCCUUGUGAUUGGUUCCAAGCUGGACACAGACAUCCACGCCAAUGCAUGCCGGUUGGCUUUCCAAGGCCGUCUGCUCCAUGGGUUUGAAGAUAAAGGCUAUGCUGAGACUACUCUGCCUCGUCUGCGCAUCUACAAGACGAAACACAAGGAGGGCCAGGUGGAAAGGGUGACUGACGAUUACACUCUGAUUGGCCGCAAUCUGUUCAAGAAGGAGACCAACCUCCAGCUCUUUGUGGGGUUGAAGGUCACACUGUCGACAGGCGAGAGUGGCGUUAUCGAAGGUGGGUUUGGACAGAGCGGGAAGUUCAGGAUCCGAGUACAGGGAUGCGGUAAGAGUGGUAGGCCCGACAUCCUGAGCCACAUUCCCAGGAUUCCUCUGGGGGUUGCCUGUGUUCCGGGGGAAGUCUGUUCUGUGUUUAUUUUACCUUCUGUUGCUCCAAACCCACUGCUCCACACUGGGAGGGAACAGAAAACAAAAACUUUUGGAAAGAGAACCUCACCUAUAUCCUCCUCACUGCCUCACACUAGCGUACUCAAAAGUCUCAGACAUACUAACGCACACAUCUUCACACAUGAACAUAAUUAACAUCCAGUGGUGUUCAUCAGAGACUUCCAACGGGCAUUAAGGCAAUGAUGGCACUAUUCUGCUAAUAAGGGGUAGGUCAAAUAAUUCUUACCGCCACAUGUCUGAAUACGCUCUCCUACUAUAGGUUUUCGACAUUUUACCUCUGAAGUUGUGCUUUAUGGCAGUUAAACCUUUAGCAAGCUUUACAUUUGCAUGAUGGCACAAAUGUACACGAUGCAUGUUGCAUCUCUCCACAGCUGUUUUUGUUGUUGUUUGCUUUUUAUAUACAUAUUGAUUGAUUUGUAAUGCGUGACUUGUUGCUAUUUGUCAGUAUCGUGAGUUUCCGUUGACUGCCUGUAGCUCCAAAGACUUUCUCUUUUAUUUUCUGUAAGAUGCAUACAUAAGAUGAAGGAAAGGAAUGAAAAUGUGUAGGCGAUUCUGCUUUCAUUCAGACUUCACUUGCUUUUCUGUUGUUCACACCUGCUGCUGCAACUAAUGAUCAUUGUCAUGACCUAUUAAACUGUUUUCAUCUAUUAUUCAAUUAAAAUAGUUUGGUCCACAAAUGUCCAUCAAAAUCUCCUAAAACCUAAGGCUAUACCAUCAAAUUACUUGUUUUGUUUGAACCCAAAUAUUUAUAUACUAUAACAUACAAACAAACGGAGCGAGAGGCUGGAAUUUAGAGUGUUUGGCAGUUUAUUUUUUUGGGCUUUUCCGCCUUUAAUGGACAGGACAGGUGAGAAAGGGGAGAGCAAGAGGGGGAAGA
Perca flavescens (yellow perch) is the source of this 3075-nucleotide messenger RNA. RefSeq names its product eukaryotic elongation factor, selenocysteine-tRNA-specific (gene eefsec). The coding region runs from base 495 to 2333 and encodes 612 amino acids. The record is from RefSeq and is a predicted model, not a curated record. The transcript has 7 exons. Gene Ontology annotation, biological process: selenocysteine incorporation. NCBI's taxonomy places the organism in Eukaryota, Metazoa, Chordata, Actinopteri, Perciformes, Percidae. Gene Ontology annotation, molecular function: GTP binding; translation elongation factor activity; GTPase activity.